Molecule: messenger RNA, 3287 nt
Organism: Dacryopinax primogenitus
Lineage: Eukaryota; Fungi; Basidiomycota; Dacrymycetes; Dacrymycetales; Dacrymycetaceae
Exons: 5
Coding region: 153-3287 (1044 amino acids)
Biological process (GO): regulation of transcription by RNA polymerase II
Cellular component (GO): piccolo histone acetyltransferase complex
Source: RefSeq, a predicted model, not a curated record
GGUGUACGCCCCUCCCCAAGCGUGUCGUCGCCGUCGUCGCCGGUGCUGUCCAUACUAGCCCUGUAAAGACGAACAUAGAACAUCAUCAACCUCAUUGCACUUUACCCUCACGACAUCUCCAUCCUCGGCGUUGAUUUGCUGCGUAGGAUGAUAUGCCACCGAUCGGAAAAUCGACCCAACCUGCUCGUGGCCCAGGUGGCAGAGUGCGCAUCACCAACCGCAGUCGUCUUAGGAUCUAUCACGGAUCUAUCGAUGCGGACAACGUUGUACUCGAGGAGGAUGGGUCAGGCAAGGGCAUGUCGACGGCUGGUGUGGACGCUGAGGACGCCAAUGAACACCACUUGCAAGUUGUGCUUUCGCUCCAGACUCUGGAUGGUGAACAGGGCAAGGAAGUUCAGAAAGCACACAUCCCAGUACCCGAUGCUACCGGCGUUGUAUCCAAUUAUGAAUCUCUAUAUGCCGGACCUAAAGGGCAAGAUACGGAAGGUUAUCUUAAGUGUUCCGACCUCGUCGAUGAGACGCUUGAAGGUGGCUUUAUCGACGGGUAUACAUAUGACCUGGACGAGGAGGACCUUGCGUGGCUGGAGAAGAAUACCCAAGCCGCAAAGAACCCGUACACCACAAUCAAUGGUGCCCGGUCGAUGCGAAAGAAGCUUGGCAAAGACGGGACAGAAGCCAAGGACGCACCUCCGGCGCCGUUCAGCAUUUCUGAGCCGGAAUUUGAGCUCCUCAUGGGCUUGUUUGACAUGCUCUGCGACAACGUGCGACCGACUUUGCACGCAGAUCUCUCGACCAUACCCGUACUUGCGGACUUUGAGGAGACGCUCACCCAUGAACUCGCAGAGUCUUUUUUUGCCAUGUACGACCGACCGUCCAACCUUCCGACGCCAGAACAGGUGUGGCUCCUUGCACGAGCCAUAUAUCCGCACUGGAAAGAAAGGAAGAUUGAGCGCGAGGGCUUGCGAGUUAUGGCCCAGCUCAAUACGGACGAGACGAGCGAUGGAGAUGCCUUUGUCUGCUUCCGUAGACGAGAUCCCAAGCCCGUGCGGAAAACACGUCGGUCGGAUACCUCUCAGCUCGAUCGUAUGGCUCGAUUACUCGCUGAGAUGGAGCAAGCCGAGGACAUCUCUCACAACGCCCUUUUACGUGAACAAAAGAAAGGCGAGCAGCUCGACGCUGAGCACAAGGUGUUUGAUGCCAGACGCCGCUUUGCUACCGUCCGUGUGCACCACCCAGAGUUCGGGAGUGUCAUGGAAGACGAGAAGUAUCUCUUCUCCAAGGACCCGACCGCUGUUGUUGCCCCCAAGAUCUUGCUCACCGUUGGCGCACGGAAGUCAAGCUCGGAGGCAGGCUCACGCACUGCGGAGCACGGUGACGCCGAUGCUGUUGAAGUUGUCCAGGCGAAAUUCGAGGAGAAUUACCGCAAACGCAAAUUAGAAGACGACGGUUGGGACAACCGAACGGACGGCGCCGCUCAGCCUGGCUGGAAGCAGAUAGGAGCAUUCAUGUUUUCCCGGGUUCCGCAAGUUCCUGUUCCACCGCUUGUCCCUCAGAAAGCUGCCAACGAGACGGAGCGCGAACGACCAACUGUGGGCUUUCGCACACGUCGUGGACGUGGUGGCUUCGUCCGUCUCGACCGUCUUCUUCCGCAUCGUUCCCGUACUCCUGCGCAAGACAAUCCCUUCACCCGCAAACCCCUUUCUGGGCCUGCCUUUAAUCCUCAACAACGCAGUCCGUCAAAGGUUGCUCGCGAUCUGGCGGGGGACGGACUCAGAACAGCGCCUGACGUUGCCGCGAACUUGAGCGAUCCCAACACGCCAUGGAGCACUAUGUCUUCUAAAGAGUAUGUCAAAGACAAUUUCUUCAAGAACGGGCCUGUGUACAACAAUCCGGAGAUGGAAUUGAACGGCACCAAGGUAGUAGAUGACUUCGACCUAUCUUAUGAGCUCUUCCGCGCGGAUCUCUUUGAUCCGGAACAUCCUCAUCCAGUUCGCUCAAAUAUGAGCUACCUUGCUCAAGCCCUAGACUACAACAGGGAGAUCCGAACGAAAGAGCUCAAGGAAGCACCGUUGUUUGCGCCGUUCAAGGCUCCCACUUCAAAUGCCCUCCGUCUCACGACCCACGCUAACAAUGCUGCCACUCCAGGAACCGCCCCACCUUCCGCAACGCAGUUGCCCCCGAACGCCGCUAAUAUUGCUCGCGUUGGGCAACAAGCGCAAGCGCAGCAGGCUGCUGUUGCUCAAGCAAUGUCGCAGGCAAACCAGACCCAACAGCGCUUCUCCCAACAGCAGCUAUCGGGUACUGCUCGAGCUCCUCAGACACCAGUCAACCAUGCUAGCACGGCUACAUCUGCAUCCCCAACCCCGCCCCGCCCUGCACCGCAUCCCCAGCAGGCUCCUGUUCCCACUUCAAUGUCAGUUCAAGCCAUCCAUAUGCCAAAUGGCAAUGUCUCCAGCCAAACGAACAACACUGCGCACCCAGGGUCGAGCGUCUCGCCGGUCCAGCAGCUGCAAUCCAACCUUCCUCUCAAUGGCGACCUCAAUCAUGCUCUUCCCCGUCCGGCAUCGGCGAUGCAAGCUGGUGUCCAACGGCCACCGUAUCCCGGUCUCCCGAUGCCGCCAAGCGGCAUGCCUGCCAACGGAAUGCCUAACAGCAUGGCAGGUUACAGGCAGGCGAAUGCGGCGGCCGCGGCGGCAUACGCUGCUGCCUAUGCCAACAAUCCCCAGAUGAUGGCAGCGAUGCAGCAAUACCACCGUCAGCUGAACGGACAGAAGAGUGCCUACGCCAGCUCGCCCAUGGUCGGGGGUAUGCCAAUGCAGUAUCAGAUGCCAGGCAACUUCGGCGCGCUCGGUGUCGACGUAAACAAUAUGAAUCUCUCUCUCAACUCGCAGAAUAUGCAACUCAAGCUGCCCUCUGGGCGCAAUCGGCCGAAUAACAUGCAUCAGGGCAUGAACGGGAUGGACAUGGCAGGGACGUCGCAGGGGACGAAUGGAGUCCCCUUCCUGCAGAUGGGCAUCCCACCUAUCGCCCGUGUCCCCUCCGCCAACGGGCAAAAACAUCUCCUCCCCGUGCCCAUGCAGGACCCGAACGGCACUGGCGUGGGCGUGAACGGCCAAACAUACAUGCAGUACGCACUCCCGAGCACCUCUCCUAUGCUCCAAGCCGUGGGUGUGUUACCCGUCCCGACGCCCAUGCUUCGGCCGUCAAAGUCGCCUUUCGACCCAGCGAACAGCAGGCCAGGGAGCAGCUCGCCCCUAUUGCAUAGACCGCAGAGCGUGGCGAGAUAG